Molecule: messenger RNA, 546 nt
Organism: Neoarthrinium moseri
Lineage: Eukaryota; Fungi; Ascomycota; Sordariomycetes; Amphisphaeriales; Apiosporaceae
Exons: 1
Coding region: 1-546 (181 amino acids)
Source: RefSeq, a predicted model, not a curated record
AUGUGCGAGGACCCGAGAUACGAGCCCUAUCCAGAUAUGUCGGAGGGGCGGAGAGGCCUUCGUUGCCCAACCUGUACCUCCGCCAUUGGGUUGGCAACUCAAGUCGUCAGGGAUCUCAUGGAUGAUGAUCGCUGGUCGGGCUGCAACGAAGAGUUCCGGUGGUGGCUAAUUGACGUCGACCAAGAUUGUCAGAAUGCCUUGGACACAGCUCUUUCCAAGGAGGCUAUGCUCAAGGAUGCCUGGAUUCACCAGCCGAUGGUACAGUAUCAUAAAGACUGCAAGAAUCUUGCUCAGAAGGUCUCCUACUGUAUGGAAGCGUUCCGGGCGAGAGACAAGCAAUGGAACGCUUCCCUUCGGAGGGCUGGUGGUGGUUUUCUCACGCAGGAAGAGACGGCCCGCCUCACACUAGAGCGAUACGAAGUCAGACAGGAAAGCAGCUACAAGGAUGAUGGCGCGUUAUUCGAAGAGGAAGAGAUGAUUUUGUCUCGAGCAGCCCAAAUGGGCAUUGCGCGUAGAAGCUCCGCUCCAUUUUAUUGGAGUCCGUAG